This is a messenger RNA of Ceraceosorus guamensis, 1464 nucleotides long. RefSeq names its product Metallo-hydrolase/oxidoreductase. The transcript is spliced from 9 exons. The record is from RefSeq and is a predicted model, not a curated record. Lineage: Eukaryota; Fungi; Basidiomycota; Exobasidiomycetes; Ceraceosorales; Ceraceosoraceae. Bases 254 to 1096 code for a protein of 280 amino acids. Gene Ontology annotation, molecular function: hydroxyacylglutathione hydrolase activity.
GUUGAAUUCACAUGAUAGCGGCGUGCACGGCGGUAUACGGCCACAGUCAGCGCUCGCUCACAUGCAUGUGGCGGUCAGCUGCUGAGGGGAUGUUGGCGGCGAUCGAGUCGCGCGACAUACUUAAUCCACGGUUCACGUUCGCGCCCACCAUGCCGCACCCUUCUCUCUUCACCCACCACUGAGCUAGACCAGACCUUGACUCGCGAGAUCGGUAGCCCCCACUCAGCCUUUCAGCACCUUUUUCGCACGCGCUAUGAAGGUCACGCCAGUUGCAGUACGCGAUGACAACUACGCAUACAUCGUGUCAGACGGUGCUAAAGGCGUCUUCGUAGAUCCUUACGAUCUAGGAAAGGUCCAGGAUGCUGCCCAAAAGCUCGGCGUGUCGGAGAUCGUCGGCUCCAUCACAACUCAUCACCACUUUGACCACAGCGGUGGCAACGAAGCAUUUGCAAAGGCGUACCCUUCGGCUACUGUGUGGGGAGGCAGCGACAAGUGCCCGGCAAUGACGAAGCAGGUGAAGAAUGGAGAUUCAUUUCCGCUAUGGCAAGGCUCCAACAUCCAAGCGAAGAUCUACGCUACACCUUGCCAUACACAAGAUUCACACGCUUUCUUCUUGCAAGACGAGGCCGGCAAGAAGGGCGUCUUCACCGGUGAGUCGGAUCGUGAUGGGAUCGCAUUGCCGGCUCGGAGCUCAGAUUCCUUCUGCUUUGGAGUGCAGGGCGGCUGCGGUCGCUUCUUCGAGGGCACGCCAGAAGAAAUGCACCGCGCAUUGAACACGGUACUCGCUAGUCUGCCCGACGACACUAUUGUUUACUGCGGACAUGAAUACACCGGGGGCAACAUUGCGUUCGGAAUCGGCGUGCUGCCACAACGCAAAUCGGUGCAAGACCUUGCGGCCUUUGUCAAAGAGAAACGCAACAAUGGCGUGACCACAGGUGUCUUCACGAUCGCAGACGAAAAGAAGCACAACGUCUUCAUGCUUGUCGAUGACGAAGAGGUUGCGGAGGCAAUUGGCGCAAAAGGCAAGGGUCCCGUGGAAGUGAUGCGCAUCUUGCGGGAGUACAAGAACAAUGGCAAGAUGCAAGUAAACCUGUGAAGCAGGAGCGAUAUGUCAUCGCCGCUCCGCCAGAACUGUGCCCUUUUCCAUAUCAGAACCGGAAUUGUCUUCGCCCCUUCGCAACGUCUCCAAAGAUCACCCUUUAGGUGUGCUAUGGCUGCUGCCCUCACACCGCCGUUCUGUGCAUUUGGUAUCUGUGUAUUCUUGCAAAUUAUUCAUCCAGCCAAUCCAUCAACUCCGGGCUGAAGUAGCUGAGAAUGAUAGUGGCGCCAGCUCUGACGAAAGCUUCGCUCAGCUCUACCACCUGCGCUUUCAGGUCGUAAACUCCAGCUGCGGCUGCUGCGUGUAGCGCUGCGUACUCUCCCGACACCUGCACAAAGAUAAGAUUGGCGCACUGAGCACACAUU